Messenger RNA from Rhagoletis zephyria (snowberry fruit fly), 1385 nucleotides. RefSeq names its product aminoacylase-1-like. Gene Ontology annotation, cellular component: cytoplasm. Gene Ontology annotation, molecular function: aminoacylase activity. The record is from RefSeq and is a predicted model, not a curated record. Gene Ontology annotation, biological process: amino acid metabolic process. Lineage: Eukaryota; Metazoa; Arthropoda; Insecta; Diptera; Tephritidae.
ACCUUUGAAUGUUUUGUGUAUAUAGAUUAGCGGCAAAAUGAGCUCAUGGAAGAAUAAUCAAGAGAUCGAAAUAUUUCGUGAAUACCUGCGUAUACCAAGUGUGCAUCCGGAUAUCAACUACACACCUUGCGUGGAAUUCUUGAAAAAACAGGCAAUAGACUUGGGUUUGCCUAUUGAAGUUUAUCAUCCUGCGGGUCCAACUAAACCAGUUGUUGUCAUAACAUGGGUGGGACAGCGACCGGAAUUGCCAACAAUUGUCUUAAACUCUCACAUGGAUGUAGUGCCAGUGUUUCCAGACAAGUGGACUUAUCCACCGUUCGGUGCUGAUAUUGACGAAGAAGGCCGAAUUUUCGCGCGUGGCGCACAGGACAUGAAAUGUGUGGGCAUGCAGUACUUAGCAGCAAUACGAGCGCUACGAAAAGAUGGUGUCACUUUGAAGCGUACCAUACAUGUGAUUUUCGUGCCAGAUGAGGAGAUCGGUGGUGUGGAAGGAAUGCGAGUCUUUAUUAAGUCCAACGAGUUUAAAAAAUUAAAUGUAGGCUUUUCCCUCGACGAAGGCAUUGCCUCACCCGAUGAGACCUUCCCCGUAUAUUAUGCAGAGAGAAGCAUUUGGCACGUGCAUUUUGUGUUUAGUGGCACAGCUGGACAUGGAUCGUUGUUGCAUAAAAAUACUGUCGGGCAAAAGUUGCACUAUGUUUUGAACAAGUUAAUGGAAUUUAGGCAACACGAAGUCGAACGUUUGGAGAGUGAUAGUGCUUUGUCGAUUGGCGAUGUCACAACUAUCAAUUUAACCAGCAUAAAUGGUGGUGUGCAGAGCAAUGUGGUGCCACCGACAUUGGAGGCUGUUUUCGAUAUGCGUUUAGCAUUAAAUGUAGACCAUGACGAUUAUGAAAAGCAGUUGAAGAAGUGGUGCGAGGAAGCUGGUGGCGGUGUCGAAAUCAUUUAUGAACAAAAGCAACCCAAAGUACAAGCAACUAAAAUUGAUAGUUCCAACCCUUUUUGGCUGGCUUUCAAAAAAGCUACAACGGAACUUGGCAUCAAAAUCAAGCCCCUGGUAUUUCCUGGUGGCACAGAUAGUCGUUAUAUACGUGAUGUUGGUGUUCCUGCAAUUGGCUUCUCCCCAAUGAAUCAUACCCCCGUGUUGCUGCAUGAUCACGAUGAAUUUUUACAAGCUGAUGUCUACUUAAAGGGCAUCGAAUUCUACAAGAAAAUUAUACCAGCUGUUACAAAUGCUUAAGUUCUACCUAUGUAUGUAGGCAUUUUGCGUCAUGCAGGGGUAUGCAGUUGUAUAUUUGUUAUUGCAUUUCGAUUAAAUAUAAAAAUAAGCUAAAUAUAAAAUUAAAGGAAUAAAACUAAAUUUUAGUAAUAAUAAUACUUUCUAACGA